Messenger RNA from Melanotaenia boesemani (Boeseman's rainbowfish), 1260 nucleotides. It is a transcript of the gene tmem88a, whose product is annotated as transmembrane protein 88 a. Gene Ontology annotation, cellular component: plasma membrane. NCBI's taxonomy places the organism in Eukaryota, Metazoa, Chordata, Actinopteri, Atheriniformes, Melanotaeniidae. Bases 447 to 1040 code for a protein of 197 amino acids. Gene Ontology annotation, molecular function: PDZ domain binding. The transcript has 3 exons. The record is from RefSeq and is a predicted model, not a curated record.
CCUUAGACACAGCACAUGCUGCUCUCUAAGCAUUUGCAUCUGUGGCAAUGCAGGAUACAGGCUCCCUGACUCACUGUCAUAUCUGGAGUCAAAGUGAGGAAACAGUUUGUUAGGGAAGGAAACGCUGAAGCCAGAAGGAAAGCACAAUUUGCUACAAGUCUGUAGAGCUUUUUACUGAACCUCUCUGUUACAUUUUUGAGGCAGAGGUUUAGAUUUCUAACAGCUGCCGAAUAUUUUAUUAUUACUUUAGAAACACCCAAGUUUAAAGACUUUGUUAAUCAGCGGAAACUCAACCCUCACCUGGAUAACACCCUCUAGAUUUGGACUUUCACACGGAGAGAACAUAAAUCAAGAGGAAAUUCUUGAAAUUUUCUUCAGCUGCUACCACCUUCAAACAACCAGAGCGCAGAUCCUCAGGCCUAACUCGCAAACACACCACAGAGACGAUGAGUCUGUCACAGAAUGGGACACUUGAGAAGGCGGUGUGUGAAAAGGCCCACUCUGAAGCACGAUCAGCUUCCAGAGCGGGGUCAGGGGUCGUGGUGCCACCUCCAUACUCCCUGGGUGGCGAAGCCGCAGACAGCCCCCUGGAGCUGAGGGGCUCUCUUGACUGCUGGGCGUGCUCUGUGCUGGUCACUGCACAGAAUCUAAUCAUUGCACUGAUCAACGGGGGGCUGGCCAGUAUUGUGUUCGGCGUCAUCCUCACCCCUGCUCUCGUCAUGAUCACUUUUGGCUUCCUCUGCCACUCCACAGUGCAGCCCCAUGGGACAUCUCUGUACUGUUCAGAUCUGCUGGACGACGCCAGCUGUGUGGCUUUGCUGGUGGUAGGCUUUCUGCUGCUGACCCCUCUGCUGGUUUUGGCCCUCGCUGCCUACUGCCGCUUAGCCCGUCACCUCCAGCUCAGCAUGUGCUUCAUCCCCUACAGCCGCGCCGUUUACAAGAACCUGCCUACCUCACGGCGCCGGGGGCCCGGUACUGCAGGCUGCUGUGGUCAGCAAGGAGCAAAGGAGAGGGAGGGGAAGGGUAGCAUUUGGGUGUAGGAGAGAUGAAAGGAGGAUUGUACAUGGUUCUGGUAUGUAGUUUAGUUUGUUUGUAAAGCAAGUCAUCACAUGUUAAAAAGCAUCAUUUUAUCUUUUCUAUUGAUUGUUUAGAACUGUUGGGUGACAUAUAAAUGUGCUAUAUAUUGGUCGUGUUACUUUUUGUAUGCUCUUUCAAUGUAUUGGGUCUAUUUUUUUUUUUUUUUUUACAUUUUUACAAUAA